AUGCGUCGAUUCGAAAGAAUCUACGACGUGGUAGAGCCUGUUGAAGAGUAUCGCCCUGGGGGUUAUCAUCCAGUGCACCUUCGUGACUUGUUCCAUCAAAGAUACGAAGUCAUUGGGAAGCUAGCUUUUGGCCAAUACUCAACAGUAUGGCUUGCAAAGGACCAACAUAGGGGCUUGCAACAGGUCGUGUUGAAAAUAUCAAAAGCAGAAGCGUCCAAAGACAACAGAGAGCUUUCUUUCCUUCUUACCUUGUCAGAAUCUGGCAUGGACCACCCUGGAAAGGGUCAUGUAAUUGAACUACUCGAUCAUUUCUAUCACACAGGUCCGAAUGGAACUCACUUGUGUCUUGUUUUCCCAGUGAUGAUAUCCGAUGGGCAAGCAAUGACAAUUAGUGGGAAUUCGCAUGAAGCAGGAUAUAUUCAAGCUAUUUCUCGCCAACUUUUGCUGGGCCUUGACUUUCUUCAUCAGUCAGGCAUCGUUCAUUGUGAUCUGCAACCAGCGAACAUUCUGUUUUCAGUUUCCGGAUCCAUGGAUAUGGAGAAAUUAUUACAAUUUCCCGAGUUCAGCCCCGUCAAGUGGUUACCAGGAGUGACUGAAGAUGACAGCGCCCCAAAAUAUUUAGUGCCUACGCAAAGGCGCCGAGGGCAGUUGGAUAAUGCACAUUUCUCAACAAUCAAGGUGAGUAUCGGGGAUCUGGGCGGAGCUCAAUAUAUUCGACACUGUGACCAGCAACCAGUAACGCCUCUAUCUUUGCGCGCACCUGAGCUGAUACGACGACAUACCGAGUGCACUACUCUAGACAAAGCUACAGACAUCUGGACCUUAGGUUGUUUGCUAUUUGAAUUGGCAACGAAUGAGCCACUGUUCCCUCUGGAUACAUUCGGCCUUACACGGGAGGAGGUAGACAGUGACCACUGUUCUCUCAUUCGCCAAAGGCUCGAGUCGAAUAGCCUGAGCGAUGAGAACCUCACGAGAUACCUGAGAGAUAGGUUACCGAAUAAGUUUGGUGCUGAGAGUGCGGAGGCUCUAACAUCAUUCCUUUCGCUUAUGUUACAAAGAAACCCUCGCGAACGACUGCCGGCAAGAGAUCUACUUCAGACACCGUUCAUGUCAUAUGGACCUCAGCAUUAG
Aspergillus ibericus CBS 121593 is the source of this 1131-nucleotide messenger RNA. Its product is annotated as kinase-like protein. The transcript is spliced from 5 exons. Gene Ontology annotation, molecular function: protein kinase activity; ATP binding. NCBI's taxonomy places the organism in Eukaryota, Fungi, Ascomycota, Eurotiomycetes, Eurotiales, Aspergillaceae. The record is from RefSeq and is a predicted model, not a curated record. Gene Ontology annotation, biological process: spliceosomal complex assembly; regulation of mRNA processing; protein phosphorylation. The coding region runs from base 1 to 1131 and encodes 376 amino acids.